Molecule: messenger RNA, 303 nt
Organism: Sphaeroforma arctica JP610
Lineage: Eukaryota; Ichthyosporea; Ichthyophonida
Exons: 3
Coding region: 1-303 (100 amino acids)
Source: RefSeq, a predicted model, not a curated record
AUGGUCAUUGAGCAGAAGGUCUCCAGUAAGAUCCCUGGCGAGGCUGCGAUAGAAAAUGCCAACUAUGGCACAGUGUACGCUGUGGGGUUGGCCCGAGUGGUCGCCAAAGAGGGCAAGGGCAAGGACCGAGGGAAAACCAUCCGGCCAGAGGUCUUAUUCAAGGAUUUGUAUCAGCUGUUGCCGCCCAGGGGUACUGCAGCCGAUGCACUGCGCAUACUAACAGACGUCUCGGUCCCCCCACCCACCUCGAGCAUCCAGGCUAACGGCAAGAAAUAUCCGAUAGAAAUGGUACAGUGCGGGUGA